AUGGCUCCAACUCUUUUAUUUGACUUCAUUCUUGCUGGAAAUUUAAUCAAAGACCCAAACACCCCUGAAACACCAAUUAUUGUUCAAGCAAACAAUGUCGCCUUCUCCGACACUAUUGCUCCUCAACAUCAAGGUUUAGGCUUGGAAGAUUUCGUUAAUUUCUUCAUGCGUUUACUGUUGCACUGUCCACUAAGUAAUGUUCCCAAGCCUUUCUUCCAAAAACAAGUGUAUGAGUUCUAUUAUUCUUGCACUGUUGAUGUAAGUGGCCAAACUAUCUCUGAAAUUGUUGGAGAUGGUUACUCUAGGGCUCACAUCUCAGCGACCACUAUUUGUCAAGUUCUUCGUCUUCGUCUCAUGGUGGAUUAUGAAAGACCCCUUCUGAAGCAAGAUGCCAAUCAAUCCUACAACAUCUUAAUUAUGAUUUCUCUUACCAUGAUGGUAAACUUGACUCUAUGUAUGUUCUUCAUCAGAGUCUUCCUGCUAGCUGGAAGUAUGUUACAGGGGUGA
This is a messenger RNA of Lactuca saligna, 507 nucleotides long. Lineage: Eukaryota; Viridiplantae; Streptophyta; Magnoliopsida; Asterales; Asteraceae. The record is from the annotation of a GenBank genome assembly.